AUUUGCAUAAAAUAAAAAGAAAAAAAAAUUGAUUCGAAUUGAAUUAUAUAUAUGUUGUGAACAACAAAAGAGAAACAAAGAAAUCUAAAAAGAAUGCCAUUCCAGAUCAAUCAAAUUGUGAAUGAAUUUGUUACAUAUUCCGGAAUAUAAAAUAGAAGGAUCAUAGUUUUUAUUUUAAUAUCAGUAAGAUUUAAUUAUGAUUUAUUAUAAGAUAAUUUUAGCUACAUUUCUAUCAUCUAUUAUUUAUAUCCAAUGUAUCGAUGAACAAAAAUUAUUGAUCAUUUCAUUCGAUGGUUUUGGUCAUCAAUUUUUAAAUCCUGAUCUUACACCGAAUUUAUAUCGACUUAGUAGGUUCGGUACUACCGGUUAUAUGUUGUCAACAUUUUCCACGAAAACAUUACCAAAUCAUCAUUCAAUUUCGACCGGAUUAUAUCAGGAUAAACAUGGCAUAAUACAUAAUCAAAUGUAUGAUCCAAUAUUUAAUGAACAUUUUGCCGAUGGUAAUGGUAAUGAUGAAAAAUGGUGGAAUAGUGAACCAGUAGCCGUACCACUAUAUAUUGCAAAUCAAUUAGAUGAUCGACGACGAGCAAGUUGUUGUUCACCAUGGAUCGGUUGUCAUGUCCCAUAUCAUGGCCGGCAAGCUCAUUAUUGGCGACGAUUCAAUAAAUCAUCCUGUUAUUAUGAACAAUUUGAUUGGACAUUGAUGAAAUUAAUGGAUAGAUUAUGGCCAGCAAAUUUGGGUAUGAUGUAUGUACAUGAACCCGAUAUGACCGGACAUAAAUAUGGCCCGUAUGGUAAACAAACCAAACAACAAAUUAAUCGAUUAGAUCGAUUUGUUGGCUAUGUUUACAAUCGAUUACAGCAAUUGAAUUUGACGAUGAAAUUAAAUGUUAUUAUUCUAUCUGAUCAUGGUUUGUCCGAUAUUCGUCCAUAUCGAUCAAUCGUAUUGGAUUCAUUUUUAAAUAAAACUUGGUAUGAUGCAUACGGGUCGAAUCCAGUGUACACAUUGAAAGUACGAAAAGGAUUUGAAACAAAUGUUCGAAAAAUACUUGAACCAUAUCGAACUGACAACCAGAAACGGAAAACGACAGCAACAUUUCGUGUUUAUAGCAAACAACAAAUACCAAAGCGAUUUCAAUACCGUAGUAAUCGUCGAAUAUUUGAUUAUCUAUUGAUAGCCAAUGAAGGAUGGAGCUUAUAUAAAACAAUCGAGGAAAAAUGGAAAGCAGAAUCAUCGUAUGGCCAACAUGGAUAUGAUAAUCGAUUGAACAUUAUGCGUCCAUUAUUCAUUGCAUUUGGUCCAUCAUUUAAGGAACAAUAUUAUCAUCAUAAUCGUUUUAUCAAUGUUGAUCUAUAUCCAUUAAUGUUAAAAUUAUUGAAUAUCAAUCCUAAUCAAUAUUACCAUCAGGGUAAAUGGAUUAAUGUUCGAAAGAUGCUAAAACAACAAUAUCAAUGA
Messenger RNA from Dermatophagoides farinae (American house dust mite), 1456 nucleotides. The record is from RefSeq and is a predicted model, not a curated record. Lineage: Eukaryota; Metazoa; Arthropoda; Arachnida; Sarcoptiformes; Pyroglyphidae.